Messenger RNA from Harmonia axyridis, 2225 nucleotides. Its product is annotated as glucose dehydrogenase [FAD, quinone]-like. The record is from RefSeq and is a predicted model, not a curated record. The coding region runs from base 101 to 1945 and encodes 614 amino acids. Gene Ontology annotation, molecular function: flavin adenine dinucleotide binding; oxidoreductase activity, acting on CH-OH group of donors. Lineage: Eukaryota; Metazoa; Arthropoda; Insecta; Coleoptera; Coccinellidae. The transcript is spliced from 4 exons.
GUAUCAUUUAUUCUUUUCAAAACAAGCUAGUGUGAAGUUCGAACCAAAUCGUCAAGCAAAUGUAUAGAAGGAAGUUUCGAGCGUACGAUUUUUUUUCAUAAUGUUCAAAAUUUCAAUCUACGUUUUGUUAGUCGUAACUUUGUGCAAUGUUACUUCAGAAAUUACGAAGGAAAGUUUGGAUCAGUUAGUUUCGACAGUUGAAGCCGAAAUAAAUAACUUAAGGAAUAUAAGGCCACCAUAUACGAAAGAAAAUGAACCUGAGGAUUUUGAGAGAGAGCUUUAUGGCAAAGUAAAAGAUAACACAACUUAUGACUUCAUCGUCAUAGGCGCAGGAGCAGCAGGAGCAACUGUAACUCGUCGUUUGGCAGAAAUAGCAGACUGGAAAAUACUCCUAUUGGAAGCUGGAGAAGAAGAAACCGACACUACUAGAAUUCCUUCUCUCUCGUUCAACCUCCUCAAUUCAAAGUACAAUUGGGGCUAUCUUACUACAACCCAAAAAUAUUGGUGCUAUGGUUCAACCGACAAACGGUGUCUCCUAGGAAUGGGCAAAGCUCUCGGAGGAUCUACAGCCAUCAAUGGAAUGUCCUGGGCAAGAGGCAACCCGAAAGACUAUAAUAAAUGGGCGGAUAGUGGUUGUCCAGGCUGGAACUACCACGACGUUCUUCCUUACUUCAAGAAACUCGAGGAUUCACAAAUAAAACACUACUCUGAAGAACAUCAGGGAAAAAAUGGACCUGUCCAUCUAGAAAAUUCUAGAUUCGAAUCUAAAGCAACUGAGUUUGUCUUAAGAGCGGCCUAUGAACUGAACAUUCCAUAUGUCAACUUCAACGCCGGUAAACAGAUAGGAAUCGGUCAUGCACAAGGAACUCUUAGAAGGGGAAGCAGAUGGAGUUCCGCAAGGGCCUACUUGCAGAACGCCCAAGUACUACCCAACCUCGUGAUAAAACCAAGAAGUACAGUGUUGAAAGUUUUGAUUGAUCCGAAGGAUAAGAAGGCUUCGGGUGUUCAAUAUAUAAGAAAUGGCACCAUCGUAGAAGUGCACGCGACAAAAGAAGUCAUAAUUUCAGCAGGUGGAAUGAUGACGCCCAAACUACUGAUGCUAUCUGGAAUUGGUCCCAAAGAAGAAUUGAACAAUCUGGGGAUUGAAACCAUGUCGGACUUGAAAGUCGGAAAGACUUUAAGGACUCACUUAGCUUUCAUGGGACUUAAAUUCAUCUUCAACAAUACUCAACUGCCUUCCAAAAAUACAAGGGAGGAGAUUAUAGAGUUCUUAACAAAAGGAAAGGGACCACUGUCCGCUUUCUCUGCAGAUGUUAUCGCUUAUUUCAACACAGAAGUAUCGAAAGAUUCUGCCGAUCUUCCAGAUGUCGAACUGGUAUUCUCACCAAGAUAUGAGGUUGUUGAUAACGGAGUAACUGAAAACAAACUCGCUGUAUCGGUGACUGUGGUACUCUUGGAUCCAAAAUCUGUAGGUAGUGUUAAAAUUGGCACAAACGAUCCAUUUCAUCCGCCAUUGAUAGAUCCGAAUUUCUUAUCUGACAAAGAUGAAAAGGACAUAGCAACUCUUAUAGAAGGUAUAAGGCUGGCCCAAAAGUUCCUCGCAACAAGGAUAUUCAAGGAAAAUGGCGGUUAUCUGGAUAGAAAACCAAUUCCCUCAUGUAGUAGUGAAGAAUUCGACUCUGACCAAUAUUGGAGAUGUGCCAUGAGAUACCAAAGUAUUUGUUUAUCGGAUCCAGCAAGCACAGCCAAGAUGGGUCCUACAAGUGAUCCAGAUUCUGUUGUGGAUGAUGAAUUGACAGUCCACAGAAUAGGAAACUUAAGGAUAGUUGAUAAUAGCGUGAUUCCUGUCAACAUUAGGGGUCAUAUGAUGGCUCCAGCGUAUAUGAUUGGAGAGAAAGCGGCUGAUAUAAUUAAAAACUUUUGGUACAGUAUGUAUCGAUCAUAAGGACAUGGAAGGGAUUGGUCACUAUAACCGAGAGUCGUUAUAAGCAACUAUUAUUACAAAGAUUCUUCUCAAGGAAAGAAAGAAGAACAUAACUAAUAAUGUGCCCUAUGAAGAUACAUAUGAAUAAACAAAUGCAUGUAUUGAAACAAUGUGAUGUGAAAAAAAAACAAAUUAUGGUUCGAAACAUCCGCAACAUAUCAAACAAAUCAUUUUGAGUUUCGGAUAUGGUAUAUGCUUGUAUAGCUAUUCAAAAGUAAUAAAAGAAUAUAGUUAUUCUGAA